CAAAAACGUCUGACGUGUUUACGUUUUACGUGGCGUGAGGACGUGAAAAAGCUACGCUAAAUCCGAUCUGACCGUUCAGACUGAAACGGAUUUCCAGAAAUGCGAUUUGAAUAGGAUUCCAAACCACAUACGAAUGUAGCUCGAAACGGAUUUGCAGAAAUCGGGUUUCAUGUAGUUCGUUGCCGUUCAGACUAUUUAAAUAUGAUCGGAUUUCAAUCGGAUUUGGGCCGACAGUCUGAAUCACGAUCGCUUUCAGAACAUAUUGAAAAGAACCGACUUAGGAGAAUGAUUCACUCUCUAGUUUUGUUUCCUAUAAACGAUUAUUUGAAAACUGGCGACAUAACCUUAACCUCUAACAGAGACGCUGCUAUCAAUAACAUGUCUUUAAUUUUUAUAUGAAAGUACUCCAUAACUCCCAUUACGUUUUCGGUUUACCUGCACUUGCUAUUGUUUGAAUGAGGUAAAUUCUUCUCCGUAGUUUACCGAUAGAUGGCAGUCUACUAAAACGGACUGGUUAACAGGCAGAAGAGGAAGAAUUUUGGCCCUCAUUCAUUGGUCACUGUAGAGGCGGCGGGUACUACAUGAAAGAAGUUAGGGACAGUCACUAACAUUUCUGUUAUGAGGUUAAAUCAGAAAACUGUUAUUUUCCGAACCGAAAACGUCUUUUGAAUCCCCUUCACUCUGAGGAGAAUGUAAAACAGAGGGAGUCUGAUAAUGGACGCGGCGCGGUGCAGUGUGGAGUAUAUAUCUGAGUUCAGUGACUGUCAGCCUCACUCAGUGCGCAUCAUUCAGGACGGCACGAGUCUUUUCUUGACCAGCGGAGACAGAGAUGUGCUCAUAUUCAAUAUCCAGGAGAGGAGAGUCACGACCGUGAUGCAGUUUGAUGCUUCAGUAAUGAAUUUGGCAUUAAGUGACGAUACACAUCGACUUUAUGCACUUUGCGCCAACGGUGGGCUUUACUGCGCUCCUUUACCACCACAGCUCAGUUCUUCCUCUGUCUUGGUGAACAAGAGUACUGACAGUGUGCUGUAUACUGUACAAGAUGAUUCCAUUGUCCUGAAAAAUGCCAGUCUGCAAGUGUUCACCAUAGUCAAGAAGAUCCUUGUGACUCUUAGCCUUCACAACUCUGUCUGGAGUUUUGAUCUCUACGAAGAGCCUGAAUCCAGACCCCUUCAUAAACUUGCAAGUUUCCAGGUUGUAACUCUUAACACAUGUUGUUUAAACAUAACAGAGAAAGAUAAAAGCAUGAGUUCACCUCCAGUACUGACUUGCAUCUACCCUGAAGGCUCCACAUCAGUCAGCACUCACCAGUCUGACCUUCAUUCUCAGCUUGAGCCCCGUCUUUUCAGGCUCUUAUUUGGAGUGGACGCCUCUUUAGUCAAUUCUCCAGUCAUUCUGUGUGGUUUACCUGAUGGACGUAUUUGCUGCUUUCCUUUGCUCGUUCCCACCCUUGCUGGUCCUAGAGGAGAACAGAGAUCUCCGGUCAGAGUCCUUCAGAGCUUAGAGCAGCCAGUCGUAUUUAUUGGAACCUGCAUCUCUGGAGAACAUGGACCUCAGUGUCUUGUUGCAGUUGGUCAAAGAGGCAAACUUCUAAUGGUCAGAAGCAAACAAGCAAGCUUGGAAGGAAAAAAGGCAGAUUAUAGCUUCAAUGAACAUAGUGUACGAGGUCCAGUGCUGUGUGCCUGUGUUGCUGAUAAGUGGCUGUACUACAGUUCUCUCAACGAUCUGCAUGCUCUUCAGCUCACCACAGCAUCAUCUUCAUCAGAAACAACAGGAUCUGAGUCUCAACUGCAAGCUCUGACCUCAGACAGUCUUGGUGUAUGCAGGGUUAUAGCACUUGUUGGGCCAUAUACUAACUCCGCAGGAUCUAAGAAGUUUUUCGCAGUAUCUUUGAGUGGAAGACUUCUUUUUGUGAACCUUCCUCAAGGAUCUGAAAACGGAAAUGUUCCCAGGUUGCCCUCAUCUCUGGCAGGCCAGAGAGUGAAGGACCUCCUGGCUUCCAUCGCAAACAUUUGGGAGAGGGCAGAAUCCUUGAAACACAAGCUUCAGGAGAAAAAUGAGUCUCUCAAACGUCUUAAUCAAGUCAUAAACGUUUGCAGCCUACUUUUGGACAACCACGGGAAUGAAACGGUGUGUAAUGUGGGCACCAAACUUCCAAUCAGCUGUAUUGGUGUAGCUAGAUGGAGCUCAUUGCUCCAAAGAGACUCGUUGACUCUGACAUGUGUACUUGAAAAUUCAAGUGAAUGUACAUUGGAACAUGGCUGGACUUUGUGCAUUCAGGUCCACCCAUUAUCCAAGGGUCCAAAUAUGGAGGGCUCAUCGAGGACAUACUCAUUCCCAUUCAAGAAACUGGAUUCUGGUCAGAAACUGGAUGUAACCAUUCCUCUUGAAAGCACUGGUGGGCUGUCUCUGCCAGUGAAAGUCUACUGUUCUCUCGUCUUCUCCCUUUCUGCUCUGUUUAGUCCUGAAGCAUCUUCUCCUGGUGUUUCUCAGCUCCUGACAGAGAUGGGCUCCAUCAGUGCACCUUUGAGUACUUUAACAGUGGACUGGCUUGAUGCUUUAAGGCUAGAGGAUUGUAACAUCAGACACAAUACUGUCACGGAUGGCAUCCAAGCCUUCCUGCAUUCCAGAGGAGUGUUAACCAAGGAUUCUGAUGCUACUACCAAGUCAGGACCCAUCACAGUGAUGGUCAGGGUAUCAUCAGAGCUUCUAAAGGCCAAACUGCACCUCUCAGCAACCAGCAGUCCAGAAACAUGCGUGUCUGUGCUAAACUGGCUGGUCUCACCUGAGGCCAUAGGACAACCGUCAGUACAAAGUCCAGUGAUUUGUGCCUACAGCCCAGAUCGAUGCUCUGUCAAGAUUCUGGUCAAAGAGGUAACACUGGGAGAUUUCUGUUCUGAUGGACCUCUCGAAGUCUUGGAGAUUCAGGUGGAAAGUACAUCUGUGGCAGCGGUGUGUGGACUGCAUCAUGCCAUUCUAAGGCGCCUUCAGGUCUUGCUCAGAGACUCGGUUGUGAAAUGUGGUCAUACAAAACAGUUAAAGGCACAGAGCUUGUUUGAAGCCAUACGGCAUGUUGAGUCUCUCUUUAAAGACCUUCAGGAUGCUCAGAAUCAAGCAGCUCUUGGUGGCACAAUGAAGAUGAAUAAGAACUCCGAGGUCCUGUUCCGCAUUUUUCUGCAGCUGAGGGCAAAUCCACUGGUCAUUCUCUGAUUGAAGUACACCAUCAGAAGCUUUUAUUAAUUAAUUUUUUUUUUUUAAUACAGUAGAGGUUGUUAUUUAUGGAAGCCUAUUUCCUCCACUGAAUAAUAAAAUUAAAAAGGGUAACUGUGACUUUAUCUCACAAUUGACUUUUUUUUUCUCUCAAUUGCGAGUUUACAUCUCGUAAUUCGGACUUUUUUUCCUCACAAUUUCAUGAUAUAAACUUUUAGAAUUGUGAGAUAUAAACUCGCAACUGCGAGUUAUAAAGUCCAGUUCUGAGGAGGAAAAAAGGCUUAUAUGUUCUCGCAAUUGCGAGUUAUAAUGUCAGAAUUGUGAGAUAUAACUCGCAAUUCUGAGAACAUAUCAGUCUUUUUUCCUCCUCAGAACUGGACUUUAUAACUCGCAGUUGCGAGUUUAUAUCUCACAAUUCUAAGAAAAAUGGCAGAAUUGUGAGAUGAAAAAGUCGCAAUUACGGAAAUGGGCUUCCAUAGUUAUUCCAUACUUGUUUUACUUUUAGGAAACAAAUCCCUUGCUUUCCUUUUUGUGUGUCCCAUUGAUCAUAAUUUAUUCCGUAAGCAAUGAAACACUAUAUACAAACAGAGGUAUGGAGAAAAAUACAGAGAAAGAAAAAAACAUUUAAAAAACCUUCUAGAAUGUGUUGUUAAAUCUACAUGAAAGGCAGUCUGUGAGAGUGUACUAAAGUCUCUGUAAAAUGUAAAAUACAUCAAAAUAUCUGA
Molecule: messenger RNA, 3935 nt
Organism: Onychostoma macrolepis
Lineage: Eukaryota; Metazoa; Chordata; Actinopteri; Cypriniformes; Cyprinidae
Gene: faap100
Product: FA core complex associated protein 100
Exons: 9
Coding region: 715-3210 (831 amino acids)
Biological process (GO): interstrand cross-link repair
Cellular component (GO): nucleoplasm; Fanconi anaemia nuclear complex
Molecular function (GO): protein binding
Source: RefSeq, a predicted model, not a curated record